Molecule: messenger RNA, 623 nt
Organism: Magallana angulata
Lineage: Eukaryota; Metazoa; Mollusca; Bivalvia; Ostreida; Ostreidae
Product: complement C1q tumor necrosis factor-related protein 7-like
Exons: 3
Coding region: 54-599 (181 amino acids)
Molecular function (GO): protein binding
Source: RefSeq, a predicted model, not a curated record
AUAUUGUAGAUCAUUUACCGGCUUGACUUAUUUGCCUUACUUACAAGUUUAGGAUGUUUUGGGUAUUCGUCGUUCUGAUGAUCACAAUACAAUGUGGAUUGUGUGACAAAGUGUCACCAAAACCAGGUCUGAAAUUAUUCAGAGAGGAUUACAAAAGCGUGGAAGAAACCUGUCUGGCUGUCGGAUUUGUCAGAAACAACUGUACUGAGCCAAAUUAUCGAAUGGUUGCUUUUGAUGUUCGUUUAAAAGAAAAUAAAAGAAAUCUUGCCGACAAAGCACGGGUUGUGUUCGAAACAGUUGAUCUGAACGAAGGACUGGGAUACAACGCCUCUACCGGUAUAUUCACGGCCUCUAGCAACGGGAUCUACGUGUUUGACUGGACAACUCUUGCAUGGACAGGACAAUGUGCUUUUACGUCUCUUGUCGUAAACAACCAGUUAAAAUCAUGGAUCUAUUGUUGCGGCGGGCAAAUAUACCUUCCCUGUAGUAAAAUGACGAUUGUGAAACUCCAGAAGGAAGAUAAAGUUUGGAUUGGAGUUUACCAAGGUCCAGCUAAUAUACAUAGACAUUAUACGUCGUUUUCUGGUUAUAAACUGUAAUUAAAAUAAAAUUUUCACUGUUAA